UUGUGACCGAUUGUGGCACACAUUCGUAAGCAUUCGGAAGCAUACUCCGCAAUCUGCGGGUAACCCGUCUGUCAUAAAUAGUUACCUCGCGUUAUUUCUGAAAAUUAAUUUUAACUUCAACGAUGGAGGAGAUAGAAGUGUUACGGAAAAGAGUAAAGGAGCUGGAAAACAAAUUGCUCGAGAAACAAUGUAAAGAUACGUUAACUGCCAGAGAAAAGAUAGAACAUAUGUCAAGUGAAGUGGUUGAUUCGAAUCCUUACAGUCGGUUAAUGGCCUUAAAACGCAUGGGUAUAGUAGACAACUAUGAAAGGAUAAGAGAGUUGACAAUUGCAAUUGUUGGAGUAGGUGGAGUUGGUAGUGUAACCGCAGAAAUGCUCACAAGAUGUGGAAUUGGAAAGUUGAUUCUGUUCGAUUAUGAUAAAGUAGAAAUGGCAAACAUGAAUAGACUUUUCUUUCAACCAUACCAAGCUGGUCAAAGUAAAGUGGAGGCAGCUGCAAAAACACUGAAGGAUAUCAAUCCUGAUGUAGACAUUGAAACACACAAUUAUAAUAUCACUACAGUGGAUCAUUUUGAUCAUUUCAUGAACACCAUAAGUAUAUCGAGUUUAAAUAAGGGACCUGUGGAUUUAGUGUUAAGUUGUGUGGAUAAUUUUGAAGCACGGAUGGCAAUUAAUACCGCCUGCAAUGAGCUAAAUCAGAAAUGGUUUGAAAGUGGAGUCUCUGAAAAUGCUGUUUCCGGUCAUAUUCAAUUUAUUAUUCCUGGAGAAACAGCUUGCUUUGCGUGUGCUCCUCCAUUAGUAGUGGCAGAAAAUAUAGAUGAAAAAACUUUAAAACGAGACGGUGUAUGCGCGGCAUCUUUGCCAACAACCAUGGGAAUUGUAGCUGGUUUUUUAGUCCAAAAUGCUCUGAAAUAUCUUCUAAAUUUUGGCGAUGUAUCCUAUUACUUGGGCUACAAUGCUAUGCAAGAUUUCUUUCCUAAAAUGAUAUUGAGACCAAAUCCAAACUGUGAGGACAGAUAUUGUAGGGAACGUCAGCAAGAAUACGCGGCAAAACCAAAACCCCAGGAAAAAGUAGAAGAAAUCGUUGAAGAUAAACCUUUGCACGAGGAUAAUGAAUGGGGAAUAUCGCUCGUUGACGAGCAAGAUCAAGAUGAAAUGGAACAUCCACCAUUAACGGAUGUGAAGGGAUCCUAUAGUGUACCAUCUCAUUCGGUCGAUUUGAAUCAAAUAUCCGAAUCUGGUCCUAGCUUAGAAGAGCUUAUGGCAGAAAUGAAAUCUAUUUGAUUUUCA
Messenger RNA from Hylaeus anthracinus, 1289 nucleotides. It is a transcript of the gene Uba5, whose product is annotated as ubiquitin-like modifier-activating enzyme 5. Gene Ontology annotation, molecular function: UFM1 activating enzyme activity. Bases 123 to 1283 code for a protein of 386 amino acids. Gene Ontology annotation, biological process: protein ufmylation. The transcript has 6 exons. The record is from RefSeq and is a predicted model, not a curated record. Gene Ontology annotation, cellular component: cytoplasm; cytosol. Lineage: Eukaryota; Metazoa; Arthropoda; Insecta; Hymenoptera; Colletidae.